AGAAGGAGGGGCUUCAGCGCUGGAGUACCUCAGGCUCCUCCUGGAUGGAGCUAGAGGAGGGGCAGCAGGGAACCAGACAUCUUCCCGCUGACAUUCAGAGUCGCAUUCAGAAGUCACUGAUUCCUGCAAUGUUCAAAAGUUUGAGGAGAGUGAAGGGGUGCCACUAACCACAGGGACAGCUUCCAGGAGCUUCCUCUGAAGCCACAGGUUUUCCCUAGAGACUCGACAUGCGGUGGACGCUUCUGCUGCUGCUGCUACUAUCUCAGCCGCUGCUACCACUGCUGAUGGUGCGAAGCCAGAGCCUGGCAGGACUUUCCCAGGAGACGAUCCCCCUAUUCCGACUCACUCAUCAGGGACCCUGGGACAACCACAACAGCCACACCACCAACUCACCCUGCCAGGGGCUGCCCGCUGCGGGAGCCACAACCCUGAUCCUGGCGAACCGCAGCCUGGAGCGCUUGCCUAGCUGCCUGCCACACACACUGCGCAUCCUAGAUGGCAGCCACAACCUGCUGCGCGCCUUUGGCGGGCCUGAGUUCAGUCGCCUGCCGGAGCUGCACAUACUCAUCCUGAACCAUAACCGCAUCUCCACGCUGCACUGGGACCAAGGCGCUCCGCCCAUGCUGCAACAGCUCGACCUCAGCCACAACCUGCUGCCAGCGCUGCCCCCCUGCGCGGGGCCCUCGGUGCUCAACCUGCACUCUCUGGCCCUGGCAGGAAAUCCACUGCAGGUGCUGCAGCCACGGACCUUCGCCUGUUUUCCUGCGCUGCAGCUUCUCAACCUCUCCUGCAGCGAGCUGAGCCACAUCGCCCCGGAGGCAUUCGCUCUGGAGGACGGCGGGCCCUUGGUAGCUCUGGAGGUCUUGGACCUGAGCAGCACGCGCCUCGAGCGAGUUGAGUCUGGGUGGAUCAGAAACUUGCCACAGCUCAAGUCCCUCUACCUGAGAAAGAUGCCCAGGCUGAAGACACUGGAAGGAGAUAUUUUCAAGAUGACUCCCAACCUGCAGCAGCUGGAUUGUCGAGAGUCCCCAGCACUUACUUCUGUCCACACAGAGAUCUUUCAAGACACACCUCGUCUACAAGUCCUUCUGUUGCAGAACUGCAACUUGAGUUCCUUUGGCCCUUGGAUUGUGAAUCCCUCCCAGGUCGUGUCUGUCAGCCUCUUUGGCAACCCUCUUGCUUGCAGCUGUGAGCUGGCUUGGCUUUUCAUGGAUGCAAACAAAACUGUCUUACACAGGGCAGCAGAUACCAUGUGUGAGCCCACUUCAGGAUCCAAGGUCUCCUUCUCUGGCCCUCUCUCCCUCUUCCAGCUGUCUGAUGUGUGCAGGCCAGACCAAAGCACCACUCUCCAGACUUCAAACCCACCCCACUUUGACCAUCCAGUUUCUGCACCAUGGACACAGGGGCCUUCCAUUGGACAGAGCACGACCCUGUCUGUUCAACCUGAAGGAAGCCAACAAAAUAUCACCAAGGUCCCCUCCCACACCAUGGCUUCUCUUACACAUGGGUCAUGGAUGCAUAGUGAUACCUUAGAAGAAACUGCCCGGUCAACUACUGAUUCACUGACAAUUUACCAUCCCUCCAGGGCUCUGUCUGAUGCUGCCAGCAUAGGGACAAAGCAGAUAACCACACAUAUCCUUGAGCCCAGUAUCUCGCCUGCCUCCACCACACUGCUCAGCAAAUAUCUUGGACCCUUGCCUACUUCAUCAAACCCCAGAAGCAUAUCUCAGACCAACCAGAGGACACAAGCCACAACCAAGGCUCUCCACACACACCUUCCGCAGGAUGAGAUUCCAGUCUUACUGUUAGAUGAUGAGAGCGAGGAGGAUGAGACUCACGAUCAGGUGGUAGCACCUCACCAGGAUGUCUCUUGUGAUUACCACCCCUGCAAGCAUUUGCAGACCCCAUGUACAGAGUUGCAGAGGCGCUUCAGAUGCCGCUGCCCUGGUCUCAGUGGGGAAGAUACCAUCCCAGACCCUCCCAAGCUUCAGGGGGUUUCAGAAAUGACCGACACAUCAAUGCUCAUCCACUGGUGUGCCCCCAACUCAGUGGUACACUGGUACCAGAUCAACUAUGUGGCAGAAGGAGGAUCUGGAAACCAGUCAGUAGUGGACAUCUACGCUACAGCCCGACAGCACCCCCUGUACAAGCUGUCACCAAGUACCACCUACCAUGUGUGUGUACAGGCAGCCAACAGGGCUGGCUUUAGCCAGCAGCAGACCUCAGGCUGGAAGAGGUCAUGUGCCACCUUCACAACCAAGCCCAGCUCUGUGGUUAUCUUCUGGGGACUGUGUACCUCCAGUGGACUGUUACUAGUUAGCACCCUGGUGCUGUCUGUGUGUCUCUGGAGGCAGCGCUGGAAGCCACACAAGCAGUUCUAUGACACAGACCUGGUGGCCUUCAAAAACCCAGCCAGGACUGAGGAAAUAACUCAGUGGUAGUGACUUCCCCCAUGCACAAGGCCUUGGGUUUGCUCCCAACAUGAAAAUCAGACACAUUUAAGGCCUUGGGUUAAUAUCUAGCAAACCAAAUUAAACAACAGACCAGCAUUUGACCACCUGGGGAGGCUCCAGACUGUCAAUUAUCCCAGCUUCUUUCUUCCAAUCAAACCACAUUGACAACCUGAGUUCCACCUUCCCCAAAGCCAAUGCUUUUCACACACUCAGCACUCUACAUUACUUCCAUCUGCUCCUCCUCAGCGACUGAGGGUCAACACCAGACAGUCCUACUGGCACCUGUCAUUCUGCGUCGUCUCCUUGGGGAUUUUCAGCAGAUAGUGUCUUCCUCAGCACCCACUGGGAGAAAACAAAGCAUUGUAACAAGGAACACAACUUCUUUUGGAAAUGCCAUCCUCCAAGUUUCUUGCAUGGACGUUGCCUUGUGGCCCCUGCCUGGUGGCCAAGGAAGAGCUACUGAUUUCCUAAGGAUUUAUUAGUUGCAUUUCAGGGUGUGUCAAAGCAUGUUUUCAAGCUUUCCAGUUAAAACUGGCCUUCUGGUAACAUCUGUGAAACAGGAAAAGACUAUUUGCUUCCAGGGCUUCCUGGGUGUCACUCAAGACUCAAUAGACAAAAGUAGCAUGAACUAUAUUGCUUAGACAAGGUCUUACUGUGCUGCCCAUACUGGCUUCAAGCUUGGAAACUUCCUGCCUCUCUCUCUCUCCAAAUGCUGGGAUUACGAGAGUUUGGAGAGGAGGUAAAACUGAACCCACAAAGAGUGCUUGAAUCCAUCUCUCAUCUCCAGGACAGGCUGAAGCACAAAAGCCAUGCGGCAGAAGGCAAGCAUAUCCUAGCUGGAUAUGAAUUACUAUACACUUAGGAGUGGCUAAGUAUUCAAGCAUGUUUUCAACUCCUAAAACAUCCCUAGUUUUGUCAAAUAUAUGCUUCAAAAGUUACCAAAUCCAAAAGUAUGAAUUAGUAUUGUCCUAAGACAAGAAAUUAAACAGCCCCAGUGUUCUUAGCCUACUCUCAAGAAUGAAUCUAGCUGGGCAGUGGUAGCACAUGCCUUUAAUCCCAACAGCUCUUGAGAGAGACAGAGGUAGGCAGAUCUCUGUGAGUUCCAGGCCAGCCUGGACAGAAUAUAUUGUUUAACAAAAACUGUGAGGACAUUUGAACUAUUUUGUAAGCAUAGAAAUGGAAAAAUUGUUGACCAGAGCUAGAGCAAAACCCCUCACACUGAGGAUACUAAGGGUCAACAAUAACCACAAUAAGCAAAUAUAAUAAAGCAGAAUAAACAUCUAACUUUCUUCAGAAAUGAUUUUCCAUCGUUGUAUUUGACAUUUCUGUGCUCUUACCAUCCUGGAAGCUCCAGCCAGCAUUCCUGUUUCCACCCUCAACAGCUCCCAGUUAGAAACUGUAUGCAGAGUUGAGGCAGGGGCAACCGCCAGCCUUGCCCCGCCCUUCUCUCUUCCCUGGGAUUCUGCAGUAAGGUUUAGAAUGCUCCAAGGCCAAAGCGGCUAUAUUUGUUACUUUUCUAUUACUGUGACAAAACACAUGACCAAGGCACCUUACAGAAAUUAUUUAGCAUGUGUUUCCUGAGGGAUCAAGAAACUGUUAUGGCCAAGAAGUUGACAGCAGGUAGGUAGGCAUAGUUGGAGAUGGAAGGUGAAAGUUCAAAAAAAGAA
Phodopus roborovskii (desert hamster) is the source of this 4120-nucleotide messenger RNA. It is a transcript of the gene Lrrn4, whose product is annotated as leucine rich repeat neuronal 4. The record is from RefSeq and is a predicted model, not a curated record. Lineage: Eukaryota; Metazoa; Chordata; Mammalia; Rodentia; Cricetidae. Gene Ontology annotation, molecular function: protein binding. The coding region runs from base 228 to 2441 and encodes 737 amino acids. The transcript has 5 exons.